AUGGUUCCAAACGGGUUCUCUUUUUGGGACUUGAUCUACAUAUCCGUCAAGCCUGAGCUAUCUUGGAAUAAUGAAUACCAAAACUCUCAAGUUGCUGCAGACAUUCUCUGGCACCCUGAACUUUCAUACGAUAACGAUGGCACGCUAACAAUCAAUUUCGACUACGAGAGUUCUGAUGUCCAAAACUAUCUUUCAGAUUAUGCCCCUAUUACUCGACAAAUCGCGUUCAACAUCUCCUUCCCAGAGCCAGACAAUGACAGGUUCGACCUAGAAAGAGUCGAAAUCUUCAACGAGGAAUUCAACUUGUAUGAUGGAUGCGAAGUUAAAUUCUAUUUGCACGAACAUGACCUCCCGCAAAUUUCGUGUGCUCUCCCAUUUCGCAAUCUUGGCGUAGAAGAUUGUAUGUUUGAGUACUACGUAGGAAAUGCAUGUCAAGACAGGGUGGAUAUAAGUUCAGAGUGGUACGCAGAGCUUUUACUCAAUGAGGAUUCCGAGGCAGACCAGAGUGAUGGUUACGAUUCUGAUGACAACAGCUUCUAUGGCGGUGACUGGGAUGACGAUGAUGAUAAUGAUCACUAUCACUGGUAUUAG
Messenger RNA from Sclerotinia borealis F-4128, 591 nucleotides. Lineage: Eukaryota; Fungi; Ascomycota; Leotiomycetes; Helotiales; Sclerotiniaceae. The record is from the annotation of a GenBank genome assembly.